AUGAUCCUCCUUAUUGAUUCAUAUGAUUCGUUUACCAAUAAUCUUUCGCAAUUGAUUAUUGAUAAUACCGGCAAAGAAGUUAUUACAAUUCAUAAUGAUACAUUCAAACCAAAUGAAUAUGAAUACUUUAUGAACGUAUACAUACCAAUGUUUGAUUAUAUUGUUAUAGGACCAGGACCAGGACAUCCCUCGAAUAUUGAAGAUGUUGGUAUUGUUAGGUGGAUAUUACAUUAUUUUAGUGAAAGAGAAACAGAGGCUAUACCGAUAUUGGGAAUCUGUUUGGGAUUCCAAUGCCUAUGCUUCGAAUUCGGUAAUGAAGUUAAAAAGCUUCAAAAUGUUAGACAUGGUCAAAUAUAUGAUGUUCACCCUAUAGAUCACAAUAGUGGUAAUGAUUUAUAUCCAGGUAAACAUGAUAGAAGGAACAAACCAAUGGCUUCGUUUCCUAGUGUGCGUUAUCAUUCAUUGUACGUUGAUAUUAAUUCUCUCAGUGACGACAUAAUACCACUAGCCUAUUGUAAUGAAGAAGAUGAAGGUUAUUCCAGGAUAUUAAUGGCUGCUAAACAUAAAACUUUACCCUUUUAUGGUGUUCAGUAUCACCCUGAGUCUAUUUGUUCUUCAAAAGGUAAUGAGUUAAUUGUUGAUUUUAACCGAAUUGCCGAGAAGUAUAAUGAAGUUCUGAGACCAAACACUUCAAUAACCAGAGAAGGUGAUAAAGACAAGAGGCUUCUUAAUGAACUAAUAAAUAAACGUGCAUUACAUGAAAUACUGCUUAUAAAAAGUGGUAAACUUCUGAGUGGUGGAAAUGAACGUCCAAAUAUUUACUUCAGAAAAAUCGUCAUUCCUUCCCAAGAUAUUAUCACUCCUGUUGAUAUUUGUGAUCAUUUACAUAAGACAGACUCUAACUUUUUCCUUUUGAACUCCGCAUCAGUUCCUGGUGAGUGGUCAAUAAUUGGGAUCCCAAUAGAGGGACAAUCAGAAAUUAUAACCCAUUCAGUUGAUGCAAUUCAUGAAGUAACUAUACAAAAAUAUAAAUCUUCGUUUAAUGAAACUUUGCGUUUGAAACCAUCAGAAAAAGUAUGGAAUCUAAUUGGAGCUAGAAUGGAAAGUUCUUACAUACCUAGAAAUAUUAUCAAUGAGUCACUUAAAGAGAAGCCUUUUAAAGAAGUUCCAUUUUUUGGAGGGUAUGUGGGCCUUAUAUCUUAUGAAGAAGGCCAGCAUAUAGGAAUCGAAAAAUUAGAGCUGCUCUGUAAUUCACCAACUCCAGAUGUCAAAUUAAUAUUUAUCGAAAGAUUUAUGUUGUAUGAUCAUAUUAAUAAUGAAUGGUUUAUCGGUUCAAUCAACCAGAAAACAGAUGACAGCCAAUGGUGUGACCAAUUAUCUCAAGAACUCGAAAGUGUGCAUAAAAUGGGUAAAUUAAAAUUGGAUAUCAACAAAGUACCAGAAAGUGUCAAAAACUUAUGCAAGGACUUGGAUGAAUCUGAAAUUGACUUUGAUUUUCCAUCUCACGAAAUAUAUAAAAAGCAAUUCGAAUUAUGCCAAGAGUAUCUUCAUUCAGGUGAUUCGUACGAGUUGUGUCUUACUACACAGCUGAAAAUAACAUUGCCAUCAUAUAUUAAGCCAUGGGAUAUCUAUAAGGUAUUGACUUUACGCAAGAAUCCAUCUCCUUUUUCAUGUUUCUUACAGUUCGAAGAUAUUGUUCUUGUUUCGUCUUCGCCAGAAAGAUUUUUGUCAUGGAAAGAUGAUGAACAAAAGAAUAAAAUGAUUGAAUUAAGACCGAUCAAAGGAACCGUCAAAAGAACUCCUGAAGUGAAUUUGAAAAUGGCUAACGAAAUUUUAAAGACCCCGAAAGAAAUGGGCGAGAACCUAAUGAUUGUAGAUUUGAUCAGACAUGAUUUGCAUCAGUUUAUUCAGAACGUAACUGUAUCCCAAUUAAUGGCAGUCGAAGAAUACGAAACCGUGUAUCAGUUAGUCAGUGUUAUCCAAGGUGUGUUGAAAGAAAAUGAAUAUCACGGUAUAGAUAUUUUGCACCAUUCAUUACCACCAGGCUCCAUGACUGGUGCUCCAAAGAAGAGAUCCGUGGAAUUAUUACAAGCCAUCGAAACUUUGCAACGAAACGGUAAUCCUGGUGGUAGAAGAGGCAUUUACAGUGGAGUUUCAGGCUAUUGGUCGGUAACUGAUGAUUCAGAUUGGUCUGUAGUUAUUCGCUCGGUCUAUCAUUAUGUAAAUGACAAAGAGAACCAGAAAGACAAAAACAUUUGGAGAAUUGGUGCCGGUGGUGCGAUCACUGUUUUGAGUGACCUUGAAGGAGAGUGGGAAGAGAUGAAAUUGAAAUUAUCCAGUGCUUUGCAAGCCUUCAAAUAA
Molecule: messenger RNA, 2361 nt
Organism: Debaryomyces fabryi
Lineage: Eukaryota; Fungi; Ascomycota; Pichiomycetes; Serinales; Debaryomycetaceae
Gene: ABZ1
Product: 4-amino-4-deoxychorismate synthase
Exons: 1
Coding region: 1-2361 (786 amino acids)
Biological process (GO): L-tryptophan biosynthetic process
Source: RefSeq, a predicted model, not a curated record